AUGUCCCUCUCCAACUGGACGGAGGGAGAGGAGACUCCGCAGAUCUUCAUCCUGAGGGACAUCCCUGGACUGGGCCCUGCGCACAGCUGGCUGAUUCUCCCACUGGGCGCCAUGUACCUCGUCUCCUUCGUGGGCAACUCCACCAUUCUGGCCGCUGUCCGCGCAGGGCAGGGUCUCUGUGCCCCCAUGUACCUCUUCCUGGCCAUGCUGGCGCUGGCCGACCUGGCGCUCUCGUCCUCCACGCUGCCCUCCAUGCUCAGCAUCUUCCUCCUGCGCUCCGGGGCGGUGAGGGCCGAGGCCUGCUUUGCCCAGCUCUUCUUCAUCCACACCUUCUCGGUCGCAGAGUCCGCCAUCCUGCUGGCCAUGGCCUUUGACCGCUUUGUGGCCAUCUGGAACCCUCUGAGAUACGCCUCCGUCCUGACCGGCUCCGCCAUCGGCAAGAUGGGCCUGGCCAUCGUCCUCCGGGCCGUGAUCCUGCACCUGCCUCUGCCCUUCAUGCUGCGCAGGCUCAGGUACUGCGGGGUCAAGGCGCUCUCGCAAUCCUACUGCGUCCACCCCGACGUCCUCAAGGUGGCCUGUUCGGACACUCGCCCCAACAGCGCUUACGGCCUCUUUGUCCUCCUCUCCACGCUGGGCCUGGACUUCGUCCUCAUCCUGCUUUCCUACGGCCUGAUCCUGAGGACCGUGUUGAGCAUCGCCACCUGGAAGGAGCGCCUGAAGGCCCUCAACACCUGCGUCUCCCACCUCUGUGCCGUUCUCCUCUUCUACACGCCGCUCCUCAGCCUCUCCAUGCUGCACAGGUUUGGGAAGAAGAGGAAGGCGUCUCCCCAGGUCUACCUGCUGCUCUCCUACCUGCACUUCCUCCUCCCCCCAGUCCUCAACCCCGUCAUCUACAGCGUCAAGACCAAGGAGAUACGCAGGAGGGUCCUUGGGAUGCUCUGCCGCAAGGGAUCGGGAGCCAGGCUCCGACUGUGA
Messenger RNA from Lacerta agilis (Sand lizard), 975 nucleotides. RefSeq names its product olfactory receptor 51G2-like. The coding region runs from base 1 to 975 and encodes 324 amino acids. Gene Ontology annotation, biological process: G protein-coupled receptor signaling pathway. Gene Ontology annotation, molecular function: olfactory receptor activity; G protein-coupled receptor activity. The transcript has a single exon. Gene Ontology annotation, cellular component: membrane. Lineage: Eukaryota; Metazoa; Chordata; Lepidosauria; Squamata; Lacertidae. The record is from RefSeq and is a predicted model, not a curated record.